AUGUCCCAGAAGCAACGAGUGCAUUUCGAAGGGGAUGAGCAAGUAUUUGAAGGCCACUAUUCGGCUUGUGUCCGAUCUCACCGGGUGUCCCAAAAUGCCAAGCAAAUUGCCCUUCGACGGGAAAACAAACCGGAUCCCGUUCAGUGCACUUGUGACACGUGUGGCCGGCUUUUCAAUACCUUGGAGACCCUCAAGAUCCAUCAACGAAUCCACCAAGGCAAAGGCUUUGUGUGCAAGGAGUGCGGUUUCUGGGCCUCUCAUCGCUCAGUCCUCACCUCUCAUAUGCAGAAACACGAACGCGAAAAAGGCACGGCAACCGAGCUAGUUUGCCCGCACUGCGCCCAUGUUUGCUUGGGUGAAUCCCAAUACACGAACCACAUUAAGCGUCGCCACCGGCCUUACCAAUGCACGCAAUGCGUGGAGGUGUGUGUGGGCAAACUCUUGCUCAAUAAGCAUAACUCCGAGGUUCAUGGGGCCAAUCGUUGUGAUAUCUGCGCCAUGUGUUUUUCCACCAACUAUCUCCUUCGAACACACAAACGGAUUCAUUUAGAGCCUUCUUUUGCUUGUCAAUUCUGUCCAAAGAUGUUUAAAUCUGACCGAUGCAAGGCCACCCACGAACGAGUUCACACAGGAGACACCCCAUUCAAGUGUCGAGUGUGCGAUUAUAAGUGCAAGUCUAGCGCCACUUUGAGUCUUCAUAAGAAAUUCAAGCACAACGGAGGCCGAAACUUGAGAAGACCCCUGAAUGUGGACAUUGAGGACGAUGAUCUCUCACACCAGUAGAAGCUUUUAAUGA
Molecule: messenger RNA, 796 nt
Organism: Tigriopus californicus
Lineage: Eukaryota; Metazoa; Arthropoda; Copepoda; Harpacticoida; Harpacticidae
Product: zinc finger protein 718-like
Exons: 3
Coding region: 1-783 (260 amino acids)
Biological process (GO): regulation of transcription by RNA polymerase II
Cellular component (GO): chromosome
Molecular function (GO): chromatin insulator sequence binding
Source: RefSeq, a predicted model, not a curated record